GAGGAAGAGGAGGAGGAGGAGAGACACCCGGCACCUGUGGCAACGACAACGGAGAGGGCGCUCUGUGCGGCGGGAAGAGGACAGGAUGGGGGGGGCGCCGAGGGAGCGCACAGUGGAGGUGUAUCAAGUGGGCCAGGAGGAGGAGGAGGAGGAGGAGGCGGCGGUGGCGGCGGCGGGUUUGGCGUUGGAGCACUGCAGUGAGGAGCACAACUACUCCCUGAGCCAGGAGGAGGAGGUGGGACCCGCUCACAACACCCAGACGGAGGGGGUGCGGGUCGGGGAGGAGGCGCAGCAGGAGGAGAGCCAGGCCAAGAAUGAGCUAGAUGCCGAGGAGGAGGAAGAGGAGGAGGAGCAGAAAGAGGAGGAGGAGGAAGAAGAAGAGGAGGAGGAGGAGGAGGACGACGACGACGACGAAGGAGCGGAGGAGACGGCGGCGGAGGCCGAACUCUCCAGCUCCUCAGAAACUGAAUGUGAGGUGGAAGCCGAGCCGGCGAGCCAGCCGGGCGAGCGUCCGGCGAAGCGUCGCUGUUUCUGGGAGUACCGACGAGCCCGAGAGUCGGCCACGAAGAAGAAACUGGGCGGAGACGUCCACUGGUCUCUGUCCUGGAGCUCCAGCACUCUACCCAGCACGCUGUACCGCCGAGAGGGCAAAAAAGGGCGCCGCAAAGCCCGCAAGACAGACGCCAGCGACCUGACACCAAACCCCCAGAAGCUCCACAACAUCGGGGAGCAGCUGCAGAAGCUCAACGCCGCCAUCGACGGCAUGGGCCCGGUCAACGACCUGCCCGCCGUGGCCCGAGCCCGGUCCCGCAAGGAGAAGAACAAGCUGGCCUCCAGAGCCUGCCGGCUGAAGAAGAAGGCCCAGCACGAAGCCAACAAGAUCAAGCUGUGGGGGCUCAACCAGGAGUACGAGAACCUGCUGGGAGCUCUGCUGCAGAUCAAGGAGGUGAUCCGACUGCGGGUGGAGAGCAGCGAGGAGGAGGACACGGACGAGCGAGGGAUGACCCAACGUCUGGAGGACAUCCUCCGAGAGUCCAGCGGUCCUUUAGUCGCUGGGCGGACCAAAGACUUUGUGCAGAGGAUUUUGGCGGCCAGCGCGGGCGGUCCGAACCAACGCAAAGAGCCCCCCCCGCAGGGAGGUGAUGAGGCGGCGGGCUAAACUCACCCGUCGUCUCCCCCAACCUCCUCCUCUCCCCCGUCUCUUUCCACGCCUCCUCCCUCCCAGCACCACCAACCAACUGACCACGCUCCUCGACGAUGUACACACUCGAGUAUAAGCAAAGAGGGUGGAGAUGCUGGGAAGAAGAAGAGGAAGGAGGAGGAGGAGGAGGAGGAGGAGGAGGAAGAAGGAGUAGCCUAAACAAAAUGGCAGUAAAUUGCCACCCUGCUCCUGGUCGUCUGCUGUUGGCCCUCCAAACCGUCUUCACCGCUCCGUCUCUGCAGGCUGCACCACAACCACCGCCAGGCCAGAUCUGCUGCUGCUGCUGACGUCUCUGUGUUCUGUCCGUCUGUCCGUGUGUGUGUGUGUGUGUGUGUGUGUGUGUG
This is a messenger RNA of Anarrhichthys ocellatus (wolf-eel), 1545 nucleotides long. RefSeq names its product CREB3 regulatory factor-like. The transcript has 6 exons. The coding region runs from base 86 to 1159 and encodes 357 amino acids. Gene Ontology annotation, cellular component: nucleus. Lineage: Eukaryota; Metazoa; Chordata; Actinopteri; Perciformes; Anarhichadidae. Gene Ontology annotation, biological process: regulation of transcription by RNA polymerase II; response to unfolded protein. The record is from RefSeq and is a predicted model, not a curated record. Gene Ontology annotation, molecular function: RNA polymerase II transcription regulatory region sequence-specific DNA binding; DNA-binding transcription factor activity, RNA polymerase II-specific.